Molecule: messenger RNA, 1647 nt
Organism: Dovyalis caffra
Lineage: Eukaryota; Viridiplantae; Streptophyta; Magnoliopsida; Malpighiales; Salicaceae
Source: the annotation of a GenBank genome assembly
AUGAUUGUAGAAAUAGUGGCCAGUGAGGAGAAUGAAGUUGAAAAUGAGGUUGUUUUUCACAAAUUGAAACAUAUAAAGCUCUAUUCUUUGCCAAGCCUCACAAGCUUCUACUCGAGGAACUGUGCAUUCAUGUUUCCAUCCUUGAAAGAGGUGCUUGUGGUAGAAUGUCCCAAGAUGAAAUAUUUUGCUCCAGGAGUCAUAAGCACACCAAAGCUGGAUAGGGUCCUACUUACAGAAAAGGACAGAAUAGGGUAUUGGGAGGGUAACCUCGAUGAGACUAUACGAAACAUAUUCAUGGAUAUGGCUGAUGGAUCGACACAAUCAAAACUGCCAAGCUCGUCCAAGCAGCUCACCUGCGAGACCACUGAUGAUAAUGAACCAAAAAUUGUGUCUGAGCGACUAGCUUCUGAGGAUUUGCCUGUCACUAAGAAUCCAGAUUCCAUUAAAGGUGCCUCCAUAGAACCUGAGAUCGCUCAAUUGACCUCAUCUGCUCAAGAUAUUCAUGCAACUUCAAAUGAAAAGGAAGAUCCUGCUCAAGGUCAAAAUUCCUCGACUCCUGUGGAUAUUGAAUCUCACAUCUCUCUCCAAGUUCAAAAAGAUCCUCAAGCAGCUGAUAAGCAGAUCAAUUUGCCAGCUUCAAAAGGCCAAGAUUCUUGGGCAACUUCAAACAAUCAGGAGGAUGCUUCACAAGAAAAUUUCUCGACUCCAACGAGUGCUGAAACUUACAUCUCUACUCAAGUUCAAAUGGAUCUUCCAGAAAUUGAUAAGGACCAGAUUUUGCAUGCUUCUUCAAUUGAGAAUUGCAGCAACUUAGUCCCUACAUCUCCUGCAAGUUCUGUUCAACAAGCCCCUGCAUUGUCUUGCACAUCUCCAACAAAGACAGAGCAUUCUCAGGAGCUUAUAGCUUUUUCUGCCUCCAGACAAAUGCAAGACAUUUCAACUUCUCCACCUUCUGACAGGUCUUCUCCCUCUCAUACAGACUUUGAGACUCUGAUCAUCAGCAUGGAACGAAUGCUGCACCCUGGUUCAGCAUCUUCUUCUCAGCCUUCGUCUAGCUCAAAUAGUCGUUAUCAAUCUCAUGAGUCCAUUGGUGUGAACUUUGAGACUUCUACCCAUUCUGUGGCUCGGAUGAAGAAAAUCUUGGUGAAAUCUCCGACAGAAGUUGCUAGCUCAGCUGAUCGCUUUUUGCUGCUAUCCGCUCUGAUGAAUUUAAGGAACUGUCAACUUCUGAAUUCUCAACAGCUGGAAAUCGCUCAAGUCUACAUUGACAAUUUUGAUUCCUUAGUGACCAACAACCCAUCUUAUGAGCAGCAAAUUGACUCGACUAGUGCAUUGAAGUUCGCCAUGGAAGAUAAUAAAAACAGAAUUUCUGAGCUUAUGAACCGUUAUGAAGAUCUUACCAGCAAGUCCAGCAUUAUUAGUGUAAACAAGCAAGCAUUGAAAAGGAAACUUCAUGAAGUUGAAGCAGAAGAAGCUCGAAUUUGCGACGACAUGGAUAAUCUCCGCGCCCAGUUAGUGCAAAGAAAAGAAAAGCUGGAGACACACAUGGAAGUUCUCCCAGAAGCUGAGAAGCAACAAAGGGAAGCGGUGGAAAGAGCUAGCAAUGUCAAUGACUACUGGGCUAAGAUUCGAAGCUUAUUUGUUUAA